AUGAAGUAUUAAAGAGUUAUAGCUAGUUUUGUAUAUCACAUUUGUCCAUUGAUAUUACAUACUAAUAUUCCAAAAAAUGCUUGUCUUUUUAUUGUUAAGUGCAUUGUGUUUUUACAUAACUGAAGGUAGAACAGCACCUCGGAUCAUCGGAGGAGAAGAUGCUCCAGCUGGCCAUUUUCUCUUUGUUGCUGCACUAAAUGUCCAGACCGGAGACAGCAAAUUCUUCUGUGGCGGUGCUUUGUUGAACUCACAAUGGAUUGUAACUUCUGGACACUGUGCUUAUAACGCGGAACUUUUUACCAUCCAUCUUGGAUCAAUGACACUGACUACUGCAGACCCAAAUCGUGAAGUUCUUUCGACAUCAGAGUAUGUUUUGCAUCCAGAUUUUGAUCCCGAGGCCAUGUUAAAUGAUAUCGCGUUAAUUAAGCUUCGACUGGCCAUUAGAUUCAAUAAUUAUAUUGCGCCUAUAAGCUUGCCCUCAACAAAUCUGUCGGAUUCUGUACAAGUGACAGCAGUUGGAUGGGGUCAAACCAGUGACAGUAAUGCUGGACUUUCGGAACACCUUCAAAUGGUUGGAACGGUAACCCUAUCUAACACGGAAUGUAAAUUAACAUACGGAAACCAAAUCACAGACAAUAUGGUGUGCGUCGAAGGAAAUUAUAACGAAGGAACCUGCACAGGAGACACCGGUAGUCCUUUGAUUGAGUAUUUCGGACGAGGUUAUUCAAUCGUUGGUGUGGCGAGCUUCAUGAGUGGAAACGGAUGUGAAAGCACCGAUCCUUCAGGAUACACAAGAAUACAUCCUUACUCAGACUGGAUUAAAAGCGUCAUAAACAGUUAACGCAUUAUUUCAUAUUUAAUAAUAGUACAAAUAUGUAUUGUUAUAGUAUGAAAGGAAAACGAAAAUAAACAAAUUUUAAUUCUGGAAA
This is a messenger RNA of Zophobas morio, 929 nucleotides long. Its product is annotated as brachyurin-like. Gene Ontology annotation, molecular function: serine-type endopeptidase activity. Gene Ontology annotation, biological process: proteolysis. Lineage: Eukaryota; Metazoa; Arthropoda; Insecta; Coleoptera; Tenebrionidae. The transcript is spliced from 6 exons. The record is from RefSeq and is a predicted model, not a curated record. The coding region runs from base 77 to 841 and encodes 254 amino acids.